Messenger RNA from Terrapene triunguis (Three-toed box turtle), 4204 nucleotides. RefSeq names its product multiple inositol-polyphosphate phosphatase 1 (gene MINPP1). The record is from RefSeq and is a predicted model, not a curated record. Lineage: Eukaryota; Metazoa; Chordata; Testudines; Emydidae. The coding region runs from base 19 to 1434 and encodes 471 amino acids. Gene Ontology annotation, molecular function: inositol phosphate phosphatase activity; acid phosphatase activity. The transcript is spliced from 5 exons.
GCUGCCGCCGGUCUCCCCAUGGCGAGCUGCUUCCGCGGCCCCCUCCCGGGGCGCCCCUCGCUGCCGCUGUUCCUGCUGCUGCUCCGCGUCUCCCUGGCGCAGGAGCGGGCGGCAGCCACGUCCCUGCUGAGCGGCUAUUUCGGGACCAAGUCCCGGUACGAGGAGGUGAAUCAGCACCUGCUGCAGGACCCGCUCUCCCUGGGGCCCCCGGACCCGGGGUACCUGCUGCCCUCCGCCGCCUGCGCCCCGCUGCAGCUCCGCGCCCUCAUCCGCCACGGCACACGCUUCCCCACCGAGAAGCAGAUCCGCAAGCUGGGCCAGCUGCACCGCCUGCUCCGCAGCCAGGAGCGGCCCUGCCCCGCCGCGCAGCCGUUCGCCCACUGGGACAUGUGGUACCACCCAGACAUGGACGGGAAGCUGGCGCCCAAGGGCCGCCUCGACAUGGAGCAGCUGGCCCAGCGUCUGGCCGCCCGCUUCCCGGGCCUGUUCUCCCGGCAGCGCCGCUUCGCCUUCGCCAGCAGCUCCAAGCACCGGUGCGUGGAGAGCAGCGCCGCCUUCCGCAAGGGGCUGCUGCUGGCCCUGCACGGGCAGCUCCCGGCCAGAGAUAUCGAGAAUGAGGAGACUGAGAUUAAUGACAAAUUAAUGAGGUUCUUUGAUCAUUGUGAGAAGUUUGUAACCUGUGUAGAAGAGAACGCUACAGCUAUGUACGAAGUGGAUGCCUUCAAACAGGGUCCUGAGAUGAAAAGGGUUUUGGAAAAAAUUGCGGCUACCUUGUGUGUCCCAUUGCGUGAUUUAAAUGCAGAUUUGGUCCAAGUUGCUUUUUUUACCUGUUCGUUCGAGUUAGCUAUUAAAAAUGUGAAUUCUCCUUGGUGCUCACUCUUCAAUGAAGAGGAUGCUAAGGUACUGGAAUACCUGAAUGACCUAAAGCAGUACUGGAAGAGAGGAUAUGGGUAUGAUAUCAACAGUCGUUCCAGCUGUAUUUUAUUUCAAGAUAUCUUCAAACACUUGGACAAAGCCAUUGCAGAGAGUAAAAGUUCCAUGCCCAUUUCUUCACCUGUAAUCCUGCAAUUUGGACAUGCAGAGACCCUUCAGCCACUGCUUGCUCUAAUGGGUUUCUUCAAGGAUGAGGAGCCCCUUGCUGCUAACAAUUACAAAAAACAAAUGCAUCGGAAGUUUCGUAGUGGUCGCAUUGUGCCUUAUGCCUCAAACCUGAUAUUUGUGCUUUAUCACUGUGACCAAGCUAAGACCCCUGAGGAGGAGUACCAAGUACAGAUACUGUUGAAUGAAAAGCUGCUGCCAUUUCCUCACUCGGAGGAAACUGUCUCUCUGUACACGGAUCUGAAGAACCAUUAUAAGGACAUCCUUCAAAACUGCCACUUCAGUGAAGAAUGUGAAUUAUCAAAAACUAAUAAUACUUCCACUGAUGAACUUUGAGGGAGAAGAAUAGAACAAAUAUCAUGGAAAUUGAUUUCUGGUAUGCAGUUUGGUAUGUGUGGUGAACAAGUGUUUCUCAUCAGUGUUGGUUUUUUAUUUCCUGCUCAUAUAUUCACAUUCUUAUCUUACAUCUCCAAACUAAUAAUAAAUGCUUAUUCCUAUGUCUUAAUUCAGGAAUUUCUUAAAAGUCUAAGUAUAUAUUGUCUCUAUUGCAUGAGCACAAUUUUGAAAAUAAUUUCUUUAAUUAACCUGGCUAUUGGGAUAAGCAUUUGUUACAAAUAUGAAGAUGCAAGGUAAAGUAUAUUUAUACAUUUAUAUGCAUUAAUAUAUAAUUAUUUAUAUUAUUCCUGGUUUUUGAGCUUGCACAGUAGAUAAGUUUAGAGGACCAGGACACUUUAGCUUACCAGAAUGGCACUUAGUGAGACUGAUGGCAUUUCCCUCUCAUCUGUCUCCCUUGCUGUAUCCUUCCUUCUGUUUCUUAGUGUUUCUCUGAUGUCACAGGCAUAAAAUGACCCUCUCCUAUUUGCUUAUUUUUACAACUAGAUGUUGGCUGCCCUUUCAAGGUUCAAUAAGGAAAGGGUACAAAGUGCUUUCUCCCCAACCACUGUCUAGGCAGGAGUCAGCCAUGAUUCUAAUUCCUGCACUCUUCUGAGCAUAGCAACUUCCUUGGAUAGUGCCCCCAUGGGUACUGUCCACCCAAAAAGAUGCAGGGGGGUGAAUUUCCAUGGCAUAAAGCCUUCUUCAGCCUACCUGCCAGAGCUAAUUGGUCACUGAGGGAAGCAUGUCCUGAAUUUUCUGAAGCCGUGCAGUGGCCGUUGCUCUGGAAGAUGUACCAAUCCUCUGCCAGCCUUAUAGGUCUCCUUCAAUUUCAUACUGUUUUUGUUUAACAGUUCAGGUUAAGGCAUACAAAUAUUGCAUGUUUGGCCCCAUUCAGACAGGAUUUCCUCAUCCUCUGACAAGUGGUGGUGAUAUUAUAGUAUAAUAACUAUCAGGCAGAGAUUUUUACUAUUAUUCUGGAGCCAAGUGCUAUCAAUGCUACCCAAAAGCUUGGGCUUUUUUGGGUAUGUCUACUUUGCAGCUGGGAGUGUCCUUCCCUGCUCGGGUCGACAGACGUACGCUAGUUACACUUGAGCUAGCGUGCUAAACAGUGGUGUAGCCAAGAGUAGCUUGGGUGGCAGCUCGGGCUAACCACCGGAGUACUAACCCACUGGACAUCCUGGAUUCAUACACGUUUGGCUAGCCCAAGCUACCACCUGUGCUGCCUUCAGCUACACUGAUGUUUUUUUCCAUGCAGCUCGAGCAGAGCUGACAUGGUCUGUCUACCUGAGCUGGGAAGCACACUCCCAAGUGGAGUGGAGAUGUACCCCCUGCCUAUGUGCCAGCCAAUCCUUGAAACAGGACUUUUAUUCUAAAAGAAUGGACUACUUAUUCCCUGAGUGCAGUAUUGCUAAUUUUUAAAGGAGAUUGUACCUGUAUUAAAGUAGGAUUAUUUGCCUCUGAAAAAUGUAAGAUACUGUAAAGAAAAAUGUAAUGUAAUAAAUGCAGAUAAUUACAAAGAGUAAAUGUCUGAAAUAGAAUACAGAUAAUGAAAACAGUCAAAUAGAAACCAUUAUCAUGGUUGUCUCAUUAGGCAGAUCAUAUUGAGAAAUGUCAAGAUCUAUUAGAAACCAAUGAAACUCAAGCAGUUGCAAAGUUAUAAGGAGUAAAAUUCUAAGUGCCUAAAUACCACUGUUUCACGUAGGUGCUCUUGAAAAUUUGCUCGUGUAGUCUGUUGUUCACAAGUCAUAUUGGUUAAUUGAAUGAGUAGGGUCAAAUCAGAUGAUAAAGUAACUUUUUGGAAUAUAAAAUUUGAACUCAAAAUAAUGUUGAAAUCAUUUGAUUUUAAUACUUUUUAAUGGAACCAUACCUAUAUUUUUAUCAUUUCAAUCUGUUUUACAAGGCUUAGCAUUAUGCUGGGCAGUACAAUAGUGUAUUAUAAAUAUGACAGUCUCAAUGAAGGGAUAAUGGUUUAUCACUAAAUGGAAUUACUAAAACGGUGGGUAUUUCUAAACAUUUGGAAAAGUCUUCAAUACAUUCUUAGUGAAAUAUUAGUACAUUAAUAAAGCUAAAUCACUGCAGUUAUCUUUUAAGUUAAUCAAGUACUGAUAGGAUGGAUAAGGAACGGCAUUCAUACUGAAGCAAAGGUGGCAAAGAAAUGAACUCUGUCAGUAUUUGUAUGAACUUUUCUGUUUUAUGUCCAUCUUCGUCUCAGCUUUUUCUCUUGCUUGGUCCUAUAUUGAAGCUAUAGUAGUAUAUGACUUCAGUUUAUUGUCAUAAUCCUUUUCAUAAUACUCAUUAUUAUGGGCUUUACUGCAGGAGCAAGUGGGGAGAAAAGCUAUGAAGAAUUAAACUUUUUCUAAACACACCUAGUUUAAAUACAAAGUAAGCAUAAGGAAUCGUGGAAAGCCACCCUGAAACAAAUAAUCUUCUAUUUCCAGGAAUGAGUCACCUUGUUUUAAUGAGAAUAUGUUCUGGUUUUGAACCUUAUGGGGUGAAAAGUUGGCCCCACUGAAGUCGGUGGAAGUUUUUUCCACUUCUAGGAGCCAGGAUUUCACCCAUGAAGUUUAUUAAAAGGGCUAAGAUGACAAAACUGGAGUCUGUACACAAACCCAUUGGACAUAAGCCUCCUAUAACUAAAGCAGCUACCUUUCUCAUUCACUUAAAUUUGCUCCAAGAUGGAGGUACUAUUGAGUAGUCCCAUCCACUGUAGUGCAUGGAGGUUUUUUUUUUU